AUGGGAAAUUGUUACGAUUGCUUUAGCCCACAACCAGAGGUUGAAACCCCGGAUCCGGUGAGUGAAAAACGCGUUAUUCUGCAAAGAUUUGUAGCUUGGCUUAUUCUAAGUUUAUCGUAAUAACAUUCACUAUAAUCAUGUGGGCUUUUGAGCAGAUAUACACAGGAAAUAAAUAUUUUUCUUUGAGCGCCAUUUUUUUUGUAUGUAUUUUUGGGUCCGUGGAAGACAUCAUUGUUGCGUAUUUGAUAUACAGGAAGUUAGAAGACGGCAGCAAGAGGAGGCUGCGUUGAAGCGACAGCAACAAGUAAGGCUAAAUAAUUGUUCAAAGAAUACUGGCAGAAGUAAUUCUCUUUGCACGGAAUAAGCUUUAAUCAUGUCACUUAGCGUUAGGCUUUUCUAGCUGUUUGUGUUUGAAGGAAUGGGGGGAGGGUUGAUCAGAAUUCUCUGGUUUGAUACUCUCCAGCCUCCUGCACCUUUGACUCCCCUCUUGCCUCCUGUCUUCUUUUCUCUCUGCCUCCUCCCUGUUGACCCCUCCUCUUGAAAAGCUGACUGAAAGAAACCAUCAUUUCCUUCCUCCCUCCCCUGAGAAAGGGCUUAUUUCCAGGUCAUUUACCAUGCCAUGUAAAGCACUUGCUAACUACUUACAGGUAAUGAUAUCUCAGUUUUACUCAGUAUACCUUUACCGAAUUUGUCUGUAUUUUUGAUUGGCUUUUUCUUGUUUAAUAUGCGAAAUUUGUCAUGGUUUGGAUCCUUAGUUCACAUGUUGUGGAGUGGGCCAAAUGCCUCCUCUAAUAAUAUCCCUCCUCUAUCAGGAAAUUAUUUGCUUUUAAUGCCACAUUUCUUUUUUGGUAGCACUUGUGAUGGUGCACUUUUACUGUUCCUGGAUUGUCUUUUAAGUAAAAAUCAGCCAUUUUUCAUGAAAGGGGAUUCAUUGGUACCUUUAUACCAAAAUAGGGCUUAUAAAUUUCUCAUUCUUAAUUAGGCUGAUGGUCGUGGAGUUAAGGAUCCAGAGAGACUCAAGAGACAACAGAAACGAAGAGAAGAUGCUGAGAGGGAGGCUUUGAAGCAUGGUCCCUCAGAUGGGGGAUUAAAGGUUAGCACAUUUUGGCAUGAACAAGUUCAUCUUUUACAGAUGGAUGCCUUUUGUAUCAAAAGUGAUUUAUUUAUAAUGUUUUACUCAGUGAGUUUGGCUUGAGUGGUCUUAUUCAACAGGGUCAGUGUGUAGUUUCUUGGGUAUAAGUCACUUGAUGACCUAAGUACCUGUAGCUUAGCAGCCUUUGUGUACAUGUAUUCUGCAAAGUGGUAUUAUAUGUGGGUGGAAAUCUAGAGCGGCAGAGCUGAAAUAGGGUUAGAGAAACCAUUAACACCUGUUUUCACAACUCUGCCACUCAAAGCUUCAAACUACACACAAAACAGAUAACAUGAAGGCUUCUUCUUUCCACUAAGGAGUAUUUUAAACAGUGUUAAAAUAUUACAAGGAGUACAAAAACUGCUUAGCCUAAACUUAAAAGGAAAAAAUCAGUGGGAUGUAUCGACAUACUUAAUCAUUGACAGUCUGCUGGGUCAUUUGGCAAUAUCUCAUUAUUUUUAGUAUUUACCUUUUGUUGGAUGAAUGUAUUGUUGAGGAAGACAAUUUAAUCAGUUUGAGAAAUCAAUUUAUGAAAAUAAGUACAGAUGAUGCCAUGUGCUUAGCAAACUUUUGAUUGAAAAGUAACUGUUAUUUGCAACUUUUAUGUUAUGAUUUAAAUAAAACAUGACGGCACACUUUUGUAUCUCAUCCAUUGUUUCUAACUGUGAUCAUUUCAAUCUUUUCUAUGCAGUGGACUGUUGGAUAACUUUAGGACCAGGACAAUCCCUCAAGAUACCCUUGCAUGAGAAAUUUCAAUUCAAAGUCUUCUUUUGGAAAUGUAUAUCUAAUGUAAGCUUUAAGCUUUUGGAAAAGUCAAUUUGGUUUAAAAAAUGUAUAUCUAUGUAUAUCUAAAUCUCUAGUAACAGUGUUACUACUGAUCAGAAACAAUUUUUACUUACAAGUAAAUUUGAUUUCUGGACUACUUCACUCAGGUGUUGUAGGAGGCUGAGUUACAAAAUAUUUAGAGUAUAAUUAGAUAUUCAUAUUUAUCAGCCAGUGGGCAAACAUGACAUAUGCCAGGCUUGAAGUUUCUAGCUCUAGGUUUCUUUGAAAUUGGGUCUAAGUCCACUGAUAAUCUGGUGUUAUCCCUUAAGUAGAUAAAAAUGUCAAUUGGCCACCAUAAAGAAUUUCCAAGGCUAAUAUUUCAAGCAUGAGCCCUUUAUUUUGUCAGAAUGGCUAGAGUUCAACCCAGGUUAACCCACUGUCUCUGCCUGUUGGUGAGCUACUGAACUCAUUUCUCACUAUUUGGACAAAAGUAUGGCACCUAUUGUCAAAUCUUUACCAUCAUACAUUAAAGACAGCCAAUGUGCACAUGAAAUUUUUUGCAAUAAUAAAAGUUAUAGGUAGGUAUAUGUAGUCAAAGUAGAGAGCUGCCAGCCAGAAAAAAUAACUUUCUGCUUUGUAAGUUACAUAGCAUGUUGUGUGUGGGUAUUUUUAAAGCUGAGGCUGUAAAGAAAUGUGUAUAAGAAAACAACAGACUGCUUAAAUCAAAGUUUUUUUUAGUCACUUUCAUCCCUACUUGAAUGAACACAACAUUCCCUUUGGCUGAGACUGCCCAUUUGCCAAUAGACUGUCUUGAUUACCUUGCAAGGUAGAAGUAAAAGGCACUUAAGCUGUAAAAAAAAUGGUAAUGUGAAAAUUGUAGUUAAAAUGGGUAUAGAUUGUUGCAAAUUAUUAUGCAAAGAAAGGGUAUUUAAAUUAAAUUUAUUUCUCAUUGUGAUGCUCAGGACUUAUUAACAACUGCAAGAAACUUAACAGUUUAAAAUUCAAAUCAGUGCAUUCUUGCUUUAUAAUGAGUUCUGGUUUCUUCUCUGUGAGUGAUGGUUGAAUUGCCUUAAUUUCAAUCCAAAUCACAAAUGAGAAUUGAAUUAUUGAAGAAAAAUUAUUAAUUUUUUAGAAAAUUAGUUGGGUAAAGUAUUUAAAAUCCAGUAUUUAUCAUGUGUGCCAAACAGUUGUAUGCAUUAGGUCUAACAUUGUAGAAAAGCCAUAAAAUGUUUAAAAUUGAUGUCACUUACUAGUUAUCUCUGAUCAGUUUUAAAAAUAUACAUGGCCAGGAAUAAUUUUGCAGGCGUGUUAGAAUAACAUUGUAAGCUAGUUUCACUUGACAAAUAAAGAAGCCUCUA
This is a messenger RNA of Pocillopora meandrina, 3252 nucleotides long. Lineage: Eukaryota; Metazoa; Cnidaria; Anthozoa; Scleractinia; Pocilloporidae. The record is from the annotation of a GenBank genome assembly.